Molecule: messenger RNA, 553 nt
Organism: Asparagus officinalis (garden asparagus)
Lineage: Eukaryota; Viridiplantae; Streptophyta; Magnoliopsida; Asparagales; Asparagaceae
Product: derlin-2.2
Exons: 4
Coding region: 203-553 (116 amino acids)
Biological process (GO): endoplasmic reticulum unfolded protein response
Cellular component (GO): endoplasmic reticulum membrane; Hrd1p ubiquitin ligase ERAD-L complex
Molecular function (GO): misfolded protein binding; ubiquitin-specific protease binding
Source: RefSeq, a predicted model, not a curated record
AGCCUUUUUCAAGCUAAUCAUAAAAAUUCUUCUCUCUCUCUCUCUCUCUCUCUAAAAAUUCUCACUUUCGCGAUCGAUCUCGAUCCAAAUUAGGGCUAGGUUCGUUUUAUCGCCUCAAUCCUCUGGAGAUUGAAGCUCGUUGGGAUCUGAUUUGUUCCUCGUUCGAUCGAUUAGCGUUAGGGUUAGGGUUUGGAAUUUGGGGAUGGCGCAAGCUGUGGAGGAGUGGUACAAGCAGAUGCCGAUCAUCACUCGGUCGUACCUCACCGCGGCUGUUAUCACCACCGUCGGAUGCUCCCUUGAGAUUAUAUCACCGUAUCAGUUGUACCUGAAUCCAAAACUUGUAGUUCAGCAGUGGGAGAUAUGGCGCCUCAUAACAAACUUCUUGUACUUUCGGAGAAUGGACCUGGACUUCUUAUUCCACAUGUUUUUCCUUGCUCGAUACUGCAAGCUUCUUGAGGAGAACUCAUUCAGAGGACGGACUGCAGAUUUCUUUUACAUGCUUUUAUUUGGUGCCACUACUUUGACUGGAAUUGUUCUCUUAGAUUCCAUCUAA